This is a messenger RNA of Paramecium primaurelia, 1085 nucleotides long. The record is from the annotation of a GenBank genome assembly. NCBI's taxonomy places the organism in Eukaryota, Ciliophora, Oligohymenophorea, Peniculida, Parameciidae.
AUGAAUGAUUUGACAAGUUUAAUAAAUUUUAAAAGAGAAUAGUUUCAUGUACAUAUUAGGAAACAAAGAAAUGAAAACUAAUUUAAACAAUCAAGAAAACAUUAUAUUUCAUCACUCUUUUCUCAGCAAACAUAGAUGUAAUAAAUAAGCGCCAAAAUAAGAGAUAAAAUAGAAAGAGGGGAAUAAUUAAAUGGUGAAUUACUGAUAAUAAUAGUGGAGAAGAUUGAAGAAAUCUUAGAGAUAGAAAACAAUCUUAAAUUAUUAGAUGUAGUUCAAUUUCAUUAUUUAGACUAUUGAUGCAGCUGUUUGGAUGUUAAAGUCUGUAGAUGUAUAAACUUAUGAAGAUGAACUUAGUGAUAACUAUAAAAUGCUAAAAAUUAUUGAUAUGAUUAUACCACUUUCUUAAGGAUAUUCUAUCCAUCAUGAACAUAUGAACUAAUAAAUUAUUAUAUAUGCUGCAAAAGUAUAAUGUAUCUAUCAUGUAGUUUCUUAAAUAUUGGACAAUGAUGGAUGAUAAAUAGAUAUACAACUAUUAUGGUGAAGUGGCUGAAACAGUAUAUUUCUUAUUAAAUAAAUAAGAACUCAUUUUUAUUAAAAGAGGUAUUGAAAUUAUGUUCAAUCUCUUUUAAUGUGAUGAUGGAAAAUUAUUAUUCAAAUUGCAUGAACUUCUUAUUUGUGGUUAAAAUUUAGUUAAACCUAUAUGCAAUUUAUUAUAAACUUAGUAAAAUUUUGAUAUUUAAACAACAAUUUGGGAGAUAGUUCUUUAAACAUUUUUAAUGUAAGAUAGAAAUGGAAUGAAUCAAUACUUAAAUUAUACAAAUCAAGAAAUAUCUUUCUUUGAUAUUUUAAUUGAAUUAGUCUAAAAAUCUGAGAAUAAUAGUAGAAAACUUUUUCGUUAUCAAUUACAUUUAAUCCAUUUAAUUUUGGAUUAUUUGUAGAAUGAAAGAGAAUUAUUAUAUGAAGAUUUUAAAUGGAAAUUGAAUUCUUCAGAAAUUAAAAUAAAACUUUAACAUAAUUGGGUAUUUCAUUAAUGGAAUUCCAUUCAGAAUAUUGCCAAUUAAAUCCAAAUUCAUUUAGAAGAAUGA